AUGAAUAGGAUAUCGAUAUUUACAUUCAUCUUCUUCGUAUGGACUGCGGCCUUUUGUAGCAGUGCCAUCACGAGCCAAGGCCAUCAGAGAGACUACCGUGAUCUCGAAGGAUAUACGUCGCACAAUCACAGUAGGCGAUAUGGCCAUAAAAGACGACGCUCUAACGAUGAUAAACCUCACGGUGCAUCUACCAUCGACAUGCCACGCCCACACGUCGGAGAUUACUGGACCGAGCAGAUCUUAGACCACCUCGACAAGUACGACGCGCGGGCUACAUUCUUCGUAACGGGGCAUAAUCUAUUCCUCGACAGACGCAUCGACGACGAAGACUCGCAAUGGCCGGGCUUGCUUCGAGCCAUACACGAAGCAGGACAUCAACUCGGUUCACACACAUGGACACAUAAACACCUAGAGAAUAUCACGAGGGAAGAUGUGUUCGACGAGAUGAUCUUCAACGAAAUGGCCUUCCGAAACGUACUCAACCUCGUGCCGACAUACAUGCGUCCACCCUACGGUGCAUGGCGGGACGAGAACGUGCAAAGCGAUAUGCAAGCUCUCGGGUACCAUGUCGUGAUGUACGAUGUGGAUACCAAGGACUACAAACACAACGACGCGGAUGGGAUCGAGGAAUCGAUUCGUGUUUUCGAAGAUGCGAUCGCGAGGAAUGGCACGGGAUCGUAUAUUACGCUUUCGCAUGAUAUCCGACAGUGGACGGCGUUGAAAUUGGUUCCGGCGAUGUUGAAGACGAUUACGGAGAGGGGGUAUAAGGCGGUUACGUUGGGGGAGUGUUUGAAUGAUCCGUGGGUGAAUUGGUACAGGUAUCCUGACAAUUGA
Hypoxylon trugodes is the source of this 834-nucleotide messenger RNA. Its product is annotated as carbohydrate esterase family 4 protein. Lineage: Eukaryota; Fungi; Ascomycota; Sordariomycetes; Xylariales; Hypoxylaceae. Bases 1 to 834 code for a protein of 277 amino acids. Gene Ontology annotation, biological process: carbohydrate metabolic process. The transcript is spliced from 3 exons. Gene Ontology annotation, molecular function: hydrolase activity, acting on carbon-nitrogen (but not peptide) bonds. The record is from RefSeq and is a predicted model, not a curated record.